[Candida] anglica is the source of this 603-nucleotide messenger RNA. Lineage: Eukaryota; Fungi; Ascomycota; Pichiomycetes; Serinales; Debaryomycetaceae. The record is from the annotation of a GenBank genome assembly.
AUGUCACAAGAAGAUGAUUUAGUCCCUGAAACAGUGGAAGGUUACACUGUAGGAGAAAAGAAAACCAUAGCUGAAUACACAAAAUUGGAUGCUGAAGACGAAAGUUUAGCGAAAUGGAAAGCUUCUCUUGGAUUGAGCGAUGAUUCCACCGCUUAUCCAGUCAAAGCCGGCGACAAGCGUAAGGUUGUGAUUGUGGAGAUGUCUCUUCAAUUCCCAGACCAACCAGGUCUUGAACCAAUUGUUAUCAAUUUGGAAGAUGCUCAGGGGAACACCAUUGCAGGCAAAGAGAUCAAGUUCAACAUCAAGGAAAAAUCCAUCUACCAGUUCGUCAUCAAGUUCCGUGUGCAACAUGAAAUUAUAACUGGGUUGAAAUACCUUCAUCUGAUCAAGAAAACUGGUAUCAGAGUGGACAAACUCGAAGAGCCUUUGGGUUCUUAUGCUCCAAACACCAAGGACAAGCCAUACUAUGAAAAAAUCUUCAGUGAAGUCGAAGCUCCAUCCGGUAUGUUGGCUAGAGGAAGUUACUCGGCUAUUACCAAGUUUGUUGACGAUGACAAGACUGUGCAUUUGAGUUUCCCAUGGUCUUUCCAAAUCACUAAAUAA